UAAUAUUUUUAUAAAUUUUUAAUCAAAAUAAAAUAAUUUUAAAAUUAAUAAUUUUUAAUCAAAAUAAAAUAAUUUUAAAUUAAUAAUUUUAAAUUACAUUUUACUAUUUUAAUGAAAAUGCAUUGUCAAAGUGUGCUAAAAAAUUUAAGACAAUUGUCCAGCGUGGGAGUGAGAAAUAAUUCAUUGAUAACUAAAGCGAAAAUAAUUAAUAAUGAGGUAAUAAGUGACAAAAGCCGGAUGAUUCGAUCUUUUGAGGAAAUACCAGGACCGAAACCUUUGCCUCUUAUUGGAAAUAUUCAUAGAUUCUUUCCAUACGUUGGUGAAUUUCAUAAUGUUCCACUCGUCGAGCAAAUGAUUUACCUUAACGAAAACUAUGGCGAUGUGGUUAAACUCGAAGGUUUACUUUUUCGAAAACCAAUGGUUAUUUUAUUUAAACCCGAAUAUUGUGAGAGAAUGUACCGUUUGGAAACUCGACAACCAAGAAGAGAAUCAAUGGAAGCUUUGCAUUACUAUCGACAAGCUAACAAACACAUUUUUCAAAAACCCGGUUUAGCUACGAGUCAAGGCGAUGAGUGGUACGAUUUUCGUUCAAAAGUUAAUCAAGCCAUGAUGCAACCACGAACAAUUAAGCCACAUGUGUCUCAAAUCGACCAAGUUUCUAAUGAUUUCAUUAAAAGGAUAAGACAACUCAGAGAUUCUAAAACGUUAGAGCUUCCUGCGACUUUCAACAAUGAAAUGAAUAAAUGGGCCCUGGAAUCAAUUUGUGCCAUUGCGUUGGACCAUCGAAUGGGAAGUUUGGAAAGUAAUUUAGAUCCACAGUCCGAACCGCAACAAAUGAUCAAUGCGGUUCACGAUAUGUUUGAUCUCAUGUAUGAAUUGGAAGUACUACCAUCACCAUGGAAAUUCUACACAACAAAGAAGCUUAAACAAUUUUUCAAAGUUUUAGACGUACUAUAUGGAACAUCUGCUAAAUAUAUCAACAAAGCGAAAGAAAGAUUAAAUCAAAAUCAAAAUGACGAAAGUAUGCUGCAACGACUGCUGAAAAUUGAUGAACAAACGGCUAAAGUUAUGGCAAUGGAUAUGCUUGUUGCUGGAAUUGACACGACAUCAAAUUCAGCAGGAUGGACGCUUUAUUUUAUUUCGAGAUAUCCUGAGGUGCAAAAGAAAUUGCAAGCUGAGAUAGAUUCGGUAUUGACAAAAAAGGAUUCUCCAGUUACAUAUGACUCGUUAAAUCAGGUGCCAUACCUUAAGGCUUGUAUCAAAGAAAGUUUACGACUUUCACCAGUUGCAUUUGGCAAUAUGAGAACUAUGGUGAAUGAUGUGGUAAUUGGGGGUUAUAAAAUACCAAAGGAUGUACACGUUGUUGGUGCCCACUCAAUUAUAUCACGAAAGUCAGAAUAUUUUCCACAAGAAGAAGAAUUUAUACCUGAACGAUGGUUGAGAAGCAAUACUGGACCACUUUCAUCCUCAAAUGCACAUCCAUUUGCAUACAUGCCCUUUGGCUUUGGACCUCGAACCUGCAUUGGGAGACGUUUUGCCGAACUUGAAAUGACAACUCUCGUAAUGAAGAUGGUUCGCAAUUUUCAAAUGGACUGGAAUCAUGAACCAAUGUCGAUAAGAAGUCGUUUUAUAAACACAUUGGGAUCUCCACUUCAAUUAAACGUGAAGGAUCGAGAUGAUUCCUUACUAGCAUAAUUAGCCGUAAAUUUUUUAAGAAAUUAAUUUUUAAAAACAAAAAUAUUUCCCGACUGCUUUACAAUGCACAAGUUGUAAAAAUUAAUCACACAAAAUUGACUGAUAAUAUUUCUCUCUGAACAAAAAACAAGUUUCGUCCAGACAGCAAACAUAGAGUAAUUAGACAAAGAUUAAAGUUUACAAUCAGCUCAAAAUGUAAAUAAUUGAAAUAUAAAAUUCAGAUAAUAAGAACAAAGUUCGCAAUGUUCGAAAAACGAGAAAUAUAAAAAAAAAAGAUUUUCCACAAAAAGAAUACAAUAAUGAAAAAUUUUUCCUUUCUCAAUACAGCAAUUUCAGUCUCUCAUUAAUAAUUAUUGGAUUGUUAAAAUCAGUGUGAAUAUUGUGAAUAUUUAAUGUUAAAUACAUAUAUUCAGAGGAUUGCUUUUAGUCUUGAUUUACAAUGGAAUUAUUAAACAAUUAUAAUUGGAAUUUCAAUCGGAUAUUCUAUAGAAUUUUACAAAAUAACUAAUUAUUUUAAUUAGGUUAAAGUUUUAUAUAGACAAAAAUCAUCAGCAUUUUUAUUAAUAUUUAAAAACUGAAUAUAUACUGUUUUCGUAUAAAUAACGACCAUGUAAAUUAUCUCUCAAUGUUUAAAGCAAUCAAUUAUAAAUUAAUUUAUUACUAAUUGUAUAUUUCGUUUCAAUAAAUAUGUAUAAUUCGAAA
Messenger RNA from Leptopilina heterotoma, 2397 nucleotides. RefSeq names its product probable cytochrome P450 49a1. Gene Ontology annotation, molecular function: oxidoreductase activity, acting on paired donors, with incorporation or reduction of molecular oxygen; heme binding; iron ion binding. The coding region runs from base 112 to 1695 and encodes 527 amino acids. NCBI's taxonomy places the organism in Eukaryota, Metazoa, Arthropoda, Insecta, Hymenoptera, Figitidae. The transcript has 7 exons. The record is from RefSeq and is a predicted model, not a curated record.